CACCACCCGCUAUGUAUAUGUAAAGAGGAACUUUGGAAGCAUUUGUUUGUUUGAUUGUUUCCGACUUUCCGUUUAUUGAUGGAAGCGGGAUAUUACUCAUAUUAGCAACUGCUCGCAGUAAUCAGAUCGUGAGUCAGUUCGAUCUCGAACAAAGGAUAUUAGAAGAAUCGAAAUCGAAAUAUUGUAGUUUGAACUGCCAUUUCUAUGAUUAGAUCCAAUUAGAACUCCGAAGAUCGAAGAACAAGCACCUGUUCAAGGAUGGAGGAAAACACCCAAUUACCGAGAAAGAAAGAAUUAGAAUCAGAUUCUGCAUCAGAAACAGCACCGGAACCAACUUCAGCCAAAGGGGGUUGGGGAGGUUGGGGAAUUUCUCCAUUUUCUGUUUUGUCAGAUCUUCAGAAAGCAGCUGCAGUUGCAGCCGAGGAGAUAUCUCGAAAUGCUGCUGCGGUUGCCAAGAAUGCUGCAAAGGGAAUUUCAGAUAUUCAGAAUAUAAAUCCUGACUUAGAAUCUGAAAAGGAGGGAGAAAUGGAGGGAUCAGCAAGUGAAGGGAAACAUGAAGAAGAUAAUGACAUAAUGCGGAAGUCAGCCCUGGAUAAAUUGGAGAAAGCCAGUGAGGAAUCUUUUCUGGGCCAGGGUCUUAUGGUUUUCGACAAAUCUGUGGAAAAUUUUGCUUCAGGAGCAUGGCAAGCAUUUGGCAGUGCUUGGAAAGGGGGUUCCGACUUGGUCCACAAGCUUGAGCAUUCUGCUGUAACUUCUGCUCCAUCUCUAAUAGAGUCCGGAAAAGCUUUUACAUCGAGGGGAAUAGAAGUGCUUGAACGUGUGGGUAAAGAGACCAUGGAUCUACUGAUAACUGAGACUGGUAUUGAAGUUGAAAAGAAUUCCAUGAAAGAUGAGCAAUCAACUGAUGAUGAGAAACUUUUUGAGGAAGUAACAUUUGACCGAUGCUUUUAUAUUUAUGGAGGUCCAGAACAUCUGGAGGAACUGGAGGCAUUGUCCAACCAUUAUGCUUUGUUGUUUAACCGGAGAAAAGCAAAAUUAUCGUCAGAAGAAAAGUCUCUCUAUGAUGGGAAGCUUAGACAAGUUCAUCAAAUUUUAAGUUUAAGUUCUGAAAUUGAUGGAAGUGGUGUGGACUCAGACAAAGGAAAGAAAGUCGAGACAACUGAAGGGGGAAGUGCUGGUGAGAUGAUAAUUUUACGUGAUUCAAGUGUCAGCAAGGCUGCUAAUAUGGCUGUCGGCAGGGAUCUCUGAUGUUACUGAAGCCUGUUUGGCAGCCAUUAAAGUUGCCAGUGCAGAUGUCAAGGAGAGUCCUCAACAAACUAUCAUCCAGGAAAAGGCCAAUGCCAUCUCUGAUCAUCUGCGAGGUGACCGGACCACAUCCUUGGACAAAAUACAGGAUGGGCUCCAGUACUUGGCAUUUGUAGUUCUUUCUACCUCUAUGCCCACUGCAUGAAACUUAGUGAUCUUCCUCUAUGGUUCAAUUUCAAGAGGUUUGGUAUAUCUGUAAAUAGUGUCCCUCUGUCCAUUGAAUUGAACCCAGGGCUACAAGUGAAUUGUCUUCCAUUUUGCUGCCUAGGAUAUUGCAGGUAGGGUCCCAAACAUACCCGGCCAAAAAUUUGAUCUUCAAUUGGACUUUGUCUGCUGUCA
Macadamia integrifolia is the source of this 1644-nucleotide messenger RNA. RefSeq lists its product as uncharacterized. Lineage: Eukaryota; Viridiplantae; Streptophyta; Magnoliopsida; Proteales; Proteaceae. The record is from RefSeq and is a predicted model, not a curated record.